Tachysurus fulvidraco (yellow catfish) is the source of this 9276-nucleotide messenger RNA. RefSeq lists its product as uncharacterized. The transcript is spliced from 81 exons. The coding region runs from base 21 to 9212 and encodes 3063 amino acids. The record is from RefSeq and is a predicted model, not a curated record. Lineage: Eukaryota; Metazoa; Chordata; Actinopteri; Siluriformes; Bagridae.
CAGCUGUGGUUCAGACCACGAUGGUCUUCGAUUCCUCAUCUCCUGUUCCCAGUGAGAGUUUGGUCCUCAGUGUUAUCCAGACUCUUCUGAGUGCUCGACUCACAAACCUCAUUGACUCUGUAAAAGUGCUGAACUUCACCUAUGAGAAAAUUUCAGACACCUGCUAUGGGGUAAAAUUCACAUUCCAGAUAAGUAACAUCAACAUGUCACAGAACCCUGAAUUAGUGAAUGAUACCUACAACCAAGUGGAGAGCAUCAUCAACAAUGUUUUAAACACACUUCUAAAUGAACCUGCAGCCGAACCGUUCGCACCCCAGAGCUCUCUCUUCAUGAGUUCAGGAAACCAGGUUAAUGGUGACAUGACAUACCACUUCCAAGAUGGAGACACUAUAACACCAGCAUCUUUCCUGAAUGAGCUUAAAGCACAAAGCACACCUAUAUCUGGUUCAGCUGUGGUUCAGACCACGAUGGUCUUCAAUUCCUCCUCUCCUGUUCCCAGUGAGAGUUUGGUCCUCAGUGUAAUCCAGACUCUUCUGAGUGCUCGACUCACAAACCUCACUGACUCUGUAAAAGUGCUGAACUUCACCUAUGAGAAAACUUCAGACACCCGCUAUGCGGUAAAACUCAAGUUCCAGAUCAGUAACGUCAGCAUGUCACAGAACCCUGAAUUAGUGAAUGAUACCUACAACCAAGUGGAGAGCAACAUCAACAACGUUUUAAACACACUUCUAAAUGAACCUGCUGCCGAACCGUUCGAACCCCAGAGCUCUCUCUUCACGAGUUCAGGAAAGCAGGUUAAUGGUGACAUGACAUACCACUUCCAAGAUGGAGACACUAUAACACCAGCAUCUUUCCUGAAUGAGCUUAAAGCACAAAGCACACCUAUAUCUGGUUCAGCCGUGGUUCAAACCACGAUGGUCUUCAAUUCCUCCUCUCCUGUUCCCAGUGAGAGUUUGGUCCUCAGUGUAAUCCAGACUCUUCUGAGUGCUCGACUCACAAACCUCACUGACUCUGUAAAAGUGCUGAACUUCACCUAUGAGAAAAUUUCAGACUUCCGCUAUGCGGUAAAAUUCACAUUCCAGAUCAGUAACAUCAGCAUGUCCCAGAACCCUGAAUUAGUGAAUGAUACCUACAACCAAGUGGAGAGCAUCAUCAACAAUGUUUUAAACACACUUCUAAAUGAACCUGCUGCCGAACCGUUCGAACCCCAGAGCUCUCUCUUCACGAGUUCAGGAAAGCAGGUUAAUGGUGACAUGACAUACCAAUUCCAAGAUGGAGACACUAUAACACCAGCAUCUUUCCUGAAUGAGCUUAAAGCACAAAGCACACCUAUAUCUGGUUCAGCCGUGGUUCAAACCACGAUGGUCUUCAAUUCCUCCUCUCCUGUUCCCAGUGAGAGUUUGGUCCUCAGUGUAAUCCAGACUCUUCUGAGUGCUCGACUCACAAACCUCACUGACUCUGUAAAAGUGCUGAACUUCACCUAUGAGAAAACUUCAGACUUCCGCUAUGCGGUAAAAUUCACAUUCCAGAUCAGUAACAUCAGCAUGUCACAGAACCCUGAAUUAGUGAAUGAUACCUACAACCAAGUGGAGAGCAUCAUCAACAAUGUUUUAAACACACUUCUAAAUGAACCUGCUGCCGAACCGUUCGAACCCCAGAGCUCUCUCUUCACGACUUCAGGAAAGCAGGUUAAUGGUGACAUGACAUACCACUUCCAAGAUGGAGACACUAUAACACCAGCAUCUUUCCUGAAUGAGCUUAAAGCACAAAGCACACCUAUAUCUGGUUCAGCCGUGGUUCAAACCACGAUGGUCUUCAAUUCCUCCUCUCCUGUUCCCAGUGAGAGUUUGGUCCUCAGUGUAAUCCAGACUCUUCUGAGUGCUCGACUCACAAACCUCACUGACUCUGUAAAAGUGCUGAACUUCACCUAUGAGAAAACUUCAGACUUCCGCUAUGCGGUAAAAUUCACAUUCCAGAUCAGUAACAUCAGCAUGUCACAGAACCCUGAAUUAGUGAAUGAUACCUACAACCAAGUGGAGAGCAUCAUCAACAAUGUUUUAAACACACUUCUAAAUGAACCUGCUGCCGAACCGUUCGAACCCCAGAGCUCUCUCAUCACGAGUUCAGGAAACCAGGUUAAUGGUGACAUGACAUACCAAUUCCAAGAUGGAGACACUAUAACACCAGCAUCUUUCCUGAAUGAGCUUAAAGCACAAAGCACACCUAUACCUGGUUCAGCCGUGGUUCAGACCACGAUGGUCUUCAAUUCCUCCUCUCCUGUUCCCAGUGAGAGUUUGGUCCUCAGUGUAAUCCAGACUCUUCUGAGUGCUCGACUCACAAACCUCACUGACUCUGUAAAAGUGCUGAACUUCACCUAUGAGAAAACUUCAGACACCCGCUAUGCGGUAAAAUUCACAUUCCAGAUCAGUAACAUCAGCAUGUCACAGAACCCUGAAUUAGUGAAUGAUACCUACAACCAAGUGGAGAGCAUCAUCAACAAUGUUUUAAACACACUUCUAAAUGAACCUGCUGCCGAACCGUUCGAACCCCAGAGCUCUCUCAUCACGAGUUCAGGAAACCAGGUUAAUGGUGACAUGACCUACCACUUCCAAGCUGGAGACACUAUAACACCAGCAUCUUUCCUGAAUGAGCUUAAAGCACAAAGCACACCUAUACCUGGUUCAGCCGUGGUUCAGACCACGAUGGUCUUCAAUUCCUCCUCUCCUGUUCCCAGUGAGAGUUUGGUCCUCAGUGUAAUCCAGACUCUUCUGAGUGCUCGACUCACAAACCUCACUGACUCUGUAAAAGUGCUGAACUUCACCUAUGAGAAAACUUCAGACACCCGCUAUGCGGUAAAAUUCACAUUCCAGAUCAGUAACAUCAGCAUGUCACAGAACCCUGAAUUAGUGAAUGAUACCUACAACCAUGUGGAGAGCAUCAUCAACAAUGUUUUAAACACACUUCUAAAUGAACCUGCUGCCGAACCGUUCGAACCCCAGAGCUCUCUCAUCACGAGUUCAGGAAACCAGGUUAAUGGUGACAUGACAUACCACUUCCAAGAUGGAGACACUAUAACACCAGCAUCUUUCCUGAAUGAGAUUAAAGCACAAAGCACACCUAUAUCUGGUUCAGCUGUGGUUCAGACCACGAUGGUCUUCAAUUCCUCAUCUCCUGUUCCCAGUGAGAGUUUGGUCCUCAGUGUAAUCCAGACUCUUCUGAGUGCUCGACUCACAAACCUCACUGACUCUGUAAAAGUGCUGAACUUCACCUAUGAGAAAACUUCAGAUACCCGCUAUGCGGUAAAACUCAGAUUCCAGAUCAGUAACGUCAGCAUUUCACAGAACCCUGAAUUAGUGAAUGAUACCUACAACCAUGUGGAGAGCAUCAUCAACAAUGUUUUAAACACACUUCUGAAUGAACCUGCUGCCAAACCGUUCGAACCCCAGAGCUCUCUCUUCACGAGUUCAGGAAACCAGGUUAAUGGUGACAUGACAUACCACUUCCAAGAUGGAGACACUAUAACACCAGCAUCUUUCCUGAAUGAGCUUAAAGCACAAAGCACACCUAUAUCUGGUUCAGCCGUGGUUCAAACCACGAUGUUCUUCAAUUCUUCCUCUCCUAUUCCCAGUGAGAGUUUGGUCCUCACUGUAAUCCAGACUCUUCUGAGUACUCGACUCACAAACCUCACUGACUCUGUAAAAGUGCUGAACUUCACCUAUGAGAAAACUUCAGACAUCCGCUAUGCUGUAAAACUCAAAUUCCAGAUCAGUAACGUCAGCAUGUCACAGAACCCUGAAUUAGUGAAUGAUACCUACAACCAAGUGGAGAGCAACAUCAACAAUGUUUUAAACACACUUCUAAAUGAACCUGCUGCCAAACCGUUCAAACCCCAGAGCUCUCUCUUCACGAGUUCAGGAAACCAGGUUAAUGGUGACAUGACAUACCACUUCCAAGAUGGAGACACUAUAACACCAGCAUCUUUCCUGAAUGAGAUUAAAGCACAAAGCACACCUAUAUUUGGUUCAGCUGUGGUUCAGACCACGAUGGUCUUCAAUUCCUCAUCUCCUGUUCCCAGUGAGAGUUUGGUCCUCAGUGUAAUCCAGACUCUUCUGAGUGCUCGACUCACAAACCUCACUGACUCUGUAAAAGUGCUGAACUUCACCUAUGAGAAAACUUCAGAUACCCGCUAUGCGGUAAAACUCAGAUUCCAGAUCAGUAACGUCAGCAUUUCACAGAACCCUGAAUUAGUGAAUGAUACCUACAACCAUGUGGAGAGCAUCAUCAACAAUGUUUUAAACACACUUCUAAAUGAACCUGCUGCCAAACCGUUCGAACCCCAGAGCUCUCUCUUCACGAGUUCAGGAAACCAGGUUAAUGGUGACAUGACAUACCACUUCCAAGAUGGAGACACUAUAACACCAGCAUCUUUCCUGAAUGAGCUUAAAGCACAAAGGACACCUAUAUCUGGUUCAGCUGUGGUUCAGACCACGAUGGCCUUCAAUUCCUCCUCUCCUAUUCCCAGUGAGAGUUUGGUCCUCACUGUAAUCCAGACUCUUCUGAGUACUCGACUCACAAACCUCACUGACUCUGUAAAAGUGCUGAACUUCACCUAUGAGAAAACUUCAGACAUCCGCUAUGCUGUAAAACUCAAAUUCCAGAUCAGUAACGUCAGCAUGUCACAGAACCCUGAAUUAGUGAAUGAUACCUACAACCAAGUGGAGAGCAACAUCAACAAUGUUUUAAACACACUUCUAAAUGAACCUGCUGCCAAACCGUUCAAACCCCAGAGCUCUCUCUUCACGAGUUCAGGAAACCAGGUUAAUGGUGACAUGACAUACCACUUCCAAGGUGGAGACACUAUAACACCAGCAUCUUUCCUGAAUGAGCUUAAAGCACAAAGCACACCUAUAUCUGGUUCAGCUGUGGUUCAGACCACGAUGGUCUUCAAUUCCUCAUCUCCUGUUCCCAGUGAGAGUUUGGUCCUCACUGUAAUCCAGACUCUUCUGAGUGCUCGACUCACAAACCUCACUGACUCUGUAAAAGUGCUGAACUUCACCUAUGAGAAAAUUUCAGACUUCCGCUAUGCGGUAAAGUUCACAUUCCAGAUCAGUAACAUCAGCAUGUCACAGAACCCUGAAUUAGUGAAUGAUACCUACAACCAAGUGGAGAGCAUCAUCAACAAUGUUUUAAACACACUUCUAAAUGAACCUGCUGCCAAACCGUUCAAACCCCAGAGCUCUCUCUUCAUGAGUUCAGGAAACCAGGUUAAUGGUGACAUGACAUACCACUUCCAAGGUGGAGACACUAUAACACCAGCAUCUUUCCUGAAUGAGCUUAAAGCACAAAGCACACCUAUAUCUGGUUCAGCUGUGGUUCAGACCACGAUGGUCUUCAAUUCCUCAUCUCCUGUUCCCAGUGAGAGUUUGGUCCUCACUGUAAUCCAGACUCUUCUGAGCGCUCGACUCACAAACCUCACUGACUCUGUAAAAGUGCUGAACUUCACCUAUGAGAAAACUUCAGACACCCGCUAUGCGGUAAAACUCAAAUUCCAGAUCAGUAACAUCAGCAUGUCACAGAACCCUGAAUUAGUGAAUGAUACCUACAACCAAGUGGAGAGCAUCAUCAACAAUGUUUUAAACACACUUCUAAAUGAACCUGCUGCCAAACCGUUCGAACCCCAGAGCUCUCUCUUCACGAGUUCAGGAAAGCAGGUUAAUGGUGACAUGACAUACCACUUCCAAGGUGGAGACACUAUAACACCAGCAUAUUUCCUGAAUGAGCUUAAAGCACAAAGCACACCUAUAUCUGGUUCAGCUGUGGUUAAGACCACGAUGGUCUUCAAUUCCUCAUCUCCUGUUCCCAGUGAGAGUUUGGUCCUCAGUGUAAUCCAGACUAUUCUGAGUGCUCGACUCACAAGCCUCACUGACUCUGUAAAAGUGCUGAACUUCACCUAUGAGAAAACUUCAGACACCUGCUAUGCGGUAAAACUCAGAUUCCAGAUCAGUAACGUCAGCAUUUCACAGAACCCUGAAUUAGUGAAUGAUACCUACAACCAUGUGGAAAGCAUCAUCAACAAUGUUUUAAACACACUUCUAAAUGAACCUGCUGCCAAACCGUUCGAACCCCAGAGCUCUCUCUUCACGAGUUCAGGAAACCAGGUUAAUGGUGACAUGACAUACCACUUCCAAGAUGGAGACACUAUAACACCAGCAUCUUUCCUGAAUGAGCUUAAAGCACAAAGCACACCUAUAUCUGGUUCAGCUGUGGUUAAGACCACGAUGGUCUUCAAUUCCUCAUCUCCUGUUCCCAGUGAGAGUUUGGUCCUCACUGUAAUCCAGACUCUUCUGAGUGCUCGACUCACAAACCUCACUGACUCUGUAAAAGUGCUGAACUUCACCUAUGAGAAAACUUCAGACUUCCGCUAUGCGGUAAAACUCAGAUUCCAGAUCAGUAACGUCAGCAUUUCACAGAACCCUGAAUUAGUGAAUGAUACCUACAACCAUGUGGAGAGCAUCAUCAACAAUGUUUUAAACACACUUCUAAAUGAACCUGCUGCCAAACCUUUCGAACCCCAGAGCUCUCUCUUCACGAGUUCAGGAAAGCAGGUUAAUGGUGACAUGACAUACCACUUCCAAGAUGGAGACACUAUAACACCAGCAUCUUUCCUGAAUGAGCUUAAAGCACAAAGCACACCUAUAUCUGGUUCAGCCGUGGUUCAAACCACGAUGUUCUUCAAUUCUUCCUCUCCUGUUCCCAGUGAGAGUUUGGUCCUCAGUGUAAUCCAGACUCUUCUGAGUACUCGACUCACAAACCUCACUGACUCUGUAAAAGUGCUGAACUUCACCUAUGAGAAAACUUCAGACACCCGCUAUGCUGUAAAACUCAAAUUCCAGAUCAGUAACGUCAGCAUGUCACAGAACCCUGAAUUAGUGAAUGAUACCUACAACCAAGUGGAGAGCAACAUCGACAAUGUUUUAAACACACUUCUAAAUGAACCUGCUGCCAAACCGUUCGAACCCCUGAGCUCUCUCAUCACGAGUUCAGGAAACCAGGUUAAUGGUGACAUGACAUACCACUUCCAAGAUGGAGACACUAUAACACCAGCAUCUUUCCUGAAUGAGCUUAAAGCACAAAGCGCACCUAUAUCUGGUUCAGCUGUGGUUCAGACCACGAUGGUCUUCAAUUCCUCAUCUCCUGUUCCCAGUGAGAGUUUGGUCCUCAGUGUAAUCCAGACUCUUCUGAGUGCUCGACUCACAAACCUCACUGACUCUGUAAAAGUGCUGAACUUCACCUAUGAGAAAACUUCAGACACCCGCUAUGCGGUAAAACUCAGAUUCCAGAUCAGUAACGUCAGCAUUUCACAGAACCCUGAAUUAGUGAAUGAUACCUACAACCAAGUGGAGAGCAUCAUCAACAAUGUUUUAAACACACUUCUAAAUGAACCUGCUGCCAAACCGUUCGAACCCCAGAGCUCUCUCUUCACGAGUUCAGGAAAGCAGGUUAAUGGUGACAUGACAUACCACUUCCAAGAUGGAGACAGUAUAACACCAGCAUCUUUCCUGAAUGAGCUUAAAGCACAAAGCACACCUAUAUUUGGUUCAGCUGUGGUUCAGACCACGAUGGUCUUCAAUUCCUCAUCUCCUGUUCCCAGUGAGAGUUUGGUCCUCACUGUAAUCCAGACUCUUCUGAGUGCUCGACUCACAAACCUCACUGACUCUGUAAAAGUGCUGAACUUCACCUAUGAGAAAACUUCAGACACCCGCUAUGCGGUAAAACUCAGAUUCCAGAUCAAUAACGUCAGCAUUUCACAGAACCCUGAAUUAGUGAAUGAUACCUACAACCAUGUGGAGAGCAUCAUCAACAAUGUUUUAAACACACUACUAAAUGAACCUGCUGCCAAACCAUUCGAACCCCAGAGCUCUCUCUUCACGAGUUCAGGAAACCAGGUUAAUGGUGACAUGACAUACCACUUCCAAGAUGGAGACACUAUAACACCAGCAUCUUUCCUGAAUGAGCUUAAAGCACAAAGCACACCUAUAUCUGGUUCAGCUGUGGUUCAGACCACGAUGGUCUUCAAUUCCUCCUCUCCUGUUCCCAGUGAGAGUUUGGUCCUCAGUGUAAUCCAGACUCUUCUGAGUGCUCGACUCACAAACCUCACUGACUCUGUAAAAGUGCUGAACCUCACCUAUGAGAAAACUUCAGACACCUGCUAUGUGGUAAAACUCAAAUUCCAGAUCAGUAACAUCAGCAUGUCACAGAACCCUGAAUUAGUGAAUGAUACCUACAACCAAGUGGAGGGCAUAAUCAACAAUGCUUUAAACACACUUCUAAAUGAAGCUGGUGCAGAACCAUUCAACCCACAGAGGUCUUUCUUCACGAUUUCAGGAACCCAGGUUAUAGGAGACAUGUUGUACAACUGCCAAGUUGGAGACACUAAAACACCAGCAUCUUUCCUGAAUGAUAUUUCACCUGUAUUGGGGAAUGUUCUGAUAUAUAUACGUCUAGUUUUUAAGAAUUUGACCAAAGUACCUAGUGAGGCUGAUGUUCUCAAUGCUGCUAAUGCUCUGCUGGAUGCAAAGAUCAGAAGAGCACGAGAUCUUGUAACACAAAAACUGAGUGAUCCUGUGAGCAUACAGGAUGUCACCUAUCAGAAAAUUGACAACAACUCGUACAUUAUAAGCUUUGGAUUCAAAAUCAGCAAUGUGACAAUCUCCAAGGACACUCAGCUGAGGAAUGGAACAUAUUCUUUAAUCGAAAACACCAUCAACAGCUUGCUGAACAAUAUUCUGAAUGUCAAAAAUGCAACUCAAUUUGACUUCCCACAAGGAAACUACACAUUUAAUGGUACAGAAAUUGUGGCCAAUUCAGAAUACGUCUUUGUGGAAGGUGACACCAAGUGGACACCAAGUGGAUUUCUAAAUGCAGUACUCAACAUUAGCGGUCUGUCGACCCUCACUACUGCUGCUGCCCAAACAGACCCCCCUGUCCACGUAGUCCUGAGGCCCACAGUCCAAGCACAGAACACCACCACUGGUGGAAAUUCUGCUUGGAUCCUGGGCAUCAUUAUCCCCUGCAGUAUAGUCAUUAUUCUCAUACCCUGCUGGAUUCUACUCUGUUGUCUGCUCUGUGGCUGCUGUGCUGGUUUAAGGAGGCGCUACAGCAGAAGACGGUCCUACACCGUCCAAUAUGCAACAAGAAAUGGACUCUUUUAAAAACAGAUAAUGUGUAAAAUAAUGUCUUGUAUCAUUUGAAUUUAUUGGAAUCAAUUAUUUAUUU